Bombus pascuorum is the source of this 2641-nucleotide messenger RNA. RefSeq lists its product as uncharacterized. Bases 418 to 2634 code for a protein of 738 amino acids. NCBI's taxonomy places the organism in Eukaryota, Metazoa, Arthropoda, Insecta, Hymenoptera, Apidae. The record is from RefSeq and is a predicted model, not a curated record. The transcript is spliced from 5 exons.
UAUAGAGCAGACUAAAGAGCUAUUUCUGAUGUUUCCAUCAUUUCAUCUUUGCUUUAUUCCCGCAAGAGGCGCUUGGACUUUCGUCAUUUUGCAUAGAAGUUGGCUAGCUGAGUUGUACAACAGAUUUUGUGAAUUUUCAUUUGGCUAACCUAGAUAUGUAUAUUUGAAUACAUGAUAGAAUUUUACUACUAGGAUUUUAGAAUUGGAAUUCCCAUGCUUUAUACACGGGGAAGCACCGAUACAGGAAUAUAUAAGACGUGCUACCUAUUUCUUCGUAUCAGUUAGUACAUCGAUCGUAAGUUUAUUACGUUUUAAACUAUAUUUACUAUACUAUAUUCUAUUGAAUUACGCAUUACCAAAAGUUUUGAUGUGUAAAAUCUGCCUAAUUUUGUACUUGUAAAAAAUUUUGCACUUAUAAUGAAUACGAUGUCUAUUAUGGAUCCAGUUUGGGAUAAAAUGUUGAAAAUUGCUAAGGAACAGCAACAAGAAUAUUAUGAACUUUUGGCAGAAUGGACACUGUAUGAGAAAGAUGAAUAUAAGUAUUUGAGGCAAAAUAUUGGGUUUGCAAUUUAUGGUCCUGCAUCAGAAGAUAAAACAGCUGAUGUUGUAUUAUAUGAUAAGAAUAAAAUAACUAAUAACUACGAUUUAGUUGAAACAUUUUUUUAUUCAGAGAAAGCCAAAAAUACUAUAGAUAUUAUAUAUAACAAAAUACUUCAAUUUGGAGAGGAAAACAUAAAAGUGGGGACAGAAGAAAAAUCAAACACAAAAGGAGUUUACUUUGGAAUAAUUUUCAACAUAAUAUUACGUCCUAAAAAUAAUUCAGUUAAUGUACCUACUUCAAAAGAGGAAUCCAAUUCAAAAGGAGAAUCUAUUUCAAAAGAAGAAUCUACUUCAAAAGAAGAUUCUACUUCAAAAGAAGAUUCUACUUCAAAAGAAGAAUCUACUUCAAAAGAGGAAUCCAAUUCAAAAGGAGAAUCUAUUUCAAAAGAAGAAUCUACUUCAAAAGAAGAUUCUACUUCAAAAGAAGAUUCUACUUCAAAAGAAGAUUCUACUUCAAAAGAAGAAUCUACUUCAAAAGAGGAAAAUGAAAUAAAUAUAUGUUUAACACCAAUAUUUAAGAUAAAAUACUCACAAUGUAAAGAGCAACAAAUUUGGUAUAUUGAUAUGAAUGGUAGGAUAUAUAAAAGUUGGACAGAUUACAAGGAAAACAAUACUUUACCACCAUGUACUAUGGUUCUUCCAAAAGAUGGAUUUUACCAACCAGAUACAACUUAUGAAAUUACUGAAGAAUAUUCAACAGUAUGGUUAGAAAUUGCAGACUCACCUGCAUGUAAUCCUAUAAAUACUAUUCUUAAUGUAGCAGAUACAGCUUCUGGUGUAAUAAGUAUGGUUGGAGUUGGUUUAGGAGUUGCAUCUUUGUUUACACCUGUUGGCCCAAUUGUGCUAGGUGCAACAGCAUGUUCUGGGGUAACUGGUGUAUGGACAGUUGGUAGAUCAAUACAAAAAUUAGUAGAUAGAAACUCUCAUGAAGAAACUAUAAAUCCACUAAUGGAUAGAGGUGCAUUUUCUUCAUGGUUAAAUAUAACUGGCGCUACAGUUGGCAUAGCAACUGUAGGUGGAUCUUUUGCUGUUACUAAGCUUGUUCAGAAUGGUAGUAAUAUUGGCACUGCAACUAGAUUUGCAUACAAUACAUUAGUAUUAAGUAAUUUAGGUAUCAAUGGCUUUGGUGUAGGAUAUCAAGCAUACUGUAUCUAUGAAAGAUAUCAGGAAGAUGGCACAGUUCAUUUUUCAGAUGUAAUAUCUCUGGCAGCUCAUAUUUUGUUUCUUAGUAAUACAAUUAUAAAUACACAGUUUGCAGCAGAUUUAAUUGAAUCUACACAAGGUAACAUUUUAGAUAACUAUAAAAGCUCUUUACGUUCCAAAAAUCUUCGUAGAAAAUUUAAUCGUGCGAAACGUACUGCUGCUGCAAAUAAUACAGAUAAAAUAUUUGAAAAUGCUGAAGUUAUACGUUACAUCAAUAACAAACAACAGUUACAACUUGAAAAUAAUUUGGGUGGUAUUUCCGCUCAAAUGCCUACCAUAUCUUUCCAAAAUAAAGAACUGAUAAUUUGUGGUAUACAUUUACUAGAUCCAAUGAAAUUUGUAGACAUAUUAUUUGCACAUGACAAGAAAGAAAAUAAAUAUUCAUUUAACAAAGAAAAUAGCAAUGCUGAAGAUAAAUUGUCUCAGUUAAAAGAUUUGCUAUUGUCUUUAUUAAAGGAUGCAUUUUUAAAUAAUGGGAACAAUACAAAAUAUGAUGUUAACCAAUUUAUUGAAAUUUUAAAUGAUAUAAGAUACAUGAAGGAUGCCUCGUGUUUUCUUCUUAUAAUAUUUGAAUUAUCUCAUACUCUGAUAACAAAAUCUUCAUUUGAUUCAGAGUAUUUACAUAAAGCAGUUCAUUUUGUAUGGAAUUAUAUAAAAGAAAGCUUUAGGUCUUUAGAUACAUCUUCCAUUAAUGAUGAGCAAAUGCAAAAGCUAUUGAAUAAAAUAAUAGCAGCCUUGUUUGAAUACAUGGUGGUUAUUAUAAAAGAGUUAUUACCUGCUUUUGCAAAAUAUAUGGAAAAAUAUGGAAUUUUACCUAACAAUUUUACUUAAUAUAAUA